This is a messenger RNA of Penicillium argentinense, 294 nucleotides long. RefSeq lists its product as uncharacterized. Lineage: Eukaryota; Fungi; Ascomycota; Eurotiomycetes; Eurotiales; Aspergillaceae. The annotation marks the transcript as partial. The transcript has 2 exons. The record is from RefSeq and is a predicted model, not a curated record.
GCAAGUAAACCUAUCCCUACACUUGCAGAGCUUGAUCCGAUCAGUGAAGAUGAGGAAUAUGGACAUGAAGUAGAUUAUAUCGCUGAUUUAGAUUCGGACUCGGAUACUGAAUCAUCAGAGCAGGUGUUACCUUUAACACAGCCCACUCACAUAAAAAAGCGGGCUCACAGUGCUAUUGAGUCUCAGGAUGAUCAAUCCCUUCCCAUGAUCUCUGAGGACUGUACACAAGGACGAUCAGGGAGGAUUCGGAAGAGGCCUAAGAUGCCAGAUGGGUUCGAGAUAGAGAAAAUAUGA